Labrus mixtus (cuckoo wrasse) is the source of this 4350-nucleotide messenger RNA. RefSeq names its product SKI family transcriptional corepressor 2 (gene skor2). The record is from RefSeq and is a predicted model, not a curated record. Bases 259 to 2670 code for a protein of 803 amino acids. The transcript is spliced from 9 exons. Gene Ontology annotation, cellular component: nucleus; transcription regulator complex. Gene Ontology annotation, molecular function: DNA-binding transcription factor activity, RNA polymerase II-specific; SMAD binding; RNA polymerase II cis-regulatory region sequence-specific DNA binding. NCBI's taxonomy places the organism in Eukaryota, Metazoa, Chordata, Actinopteri, Labriformes, Labridae. Gene Ontology annotation, biological process: negative regulation of BMP signaling pathway; negative regulation of transcription by RNA polymerase II.
CGAGCGUCGCAGUUUACUCACAUCUCACAAGCAGCUCAGUCGACAGUUGGAGGGAAAGUCGCGGUGCCAGUUGCAUGUGAUUCAAUGAAAUUGUCUUGUUUUGGCUUUGUCAUGUAUGACAAAAAUGAGUUUUGAAAAGCUCUGUAGAACAAGUAGAUUUUUCGCGUAGGGGGAUAUUUUUUUUUUGUUGACGCUGUUACAGUUUGGGGAUUGCUCUCGGGAGUUCAAGGACAUUCUUCAAACGGGUUUCCUCCAAGCAUGGACAAAACCCAUCUGUCAAAUCCUAAUGACAUCAUAAUGACAAGCUCAACUGGCCCCUACCGGCAGGAACCCCUGACUCCUCCUAGACCCACCCAUCUCCACUCAACAUCCUCUUCAUCAACCUCUCCAUCCUCUUCCUCCCCACCUCUCAAGCCAAACCAGGUUGGCCAGGUCAUCCUGUAUGGUGUUCCAAUCGUUUCGCUGGUCAUUGACAACAAUGAGAGACUUUGCCUGGCACAGAUAUCCAACACACUCCUUAAGAACUACAGUUAUAAUGAGAUUCAUAAUCGUCGGGUGGCGCUGGGCAUCACAUGUGUCCAGUGCACUCCAGUUCAGUUGGAGAUUCUUCGUCGGGCUGGUGCUAUGCCGAUCUCAUCACGGCGCUGUGGUAUGAUCACCAAGCGUGAAGCUGAGCGCCUCUGCAAGUCCUUCCUGGGAGAGAAUGCACCGCCCAAACUGCCUGACAACUUUGCCUUUGACGUGUCCCAUGAGUGUGCCUGGGGUUGCCGUGGCAACUUCAUCCCAGCACGCUACAACAGCUCAAGGGCUAAAUGCAUCAAGUGCUCUUUCUGCAACAUGUACUUUUCCCCAAAUAAGUUCAUUUUCCAUUCCCACCGCACACCAGAUGCCAAGUACACCCAGCCUGACGCUGCUAACUUUAACUCAUGGCGACGACACCUCAAGCUCAGUGACAAACACCCACCUGAUGAAUUAAUUUACGCAUGGGAAGAUGUGAAAGCUAUGUUCAAUGGAGGCAGCCGAAAGAGAGCACUACCAUCUUCAGCCCACUGUUCCUCCAUGGGUUCUAUGAAGACUCUUCCAGGUUCAGUGUUGCCUCACAUGAUUGGAGCUGACUUGGGUGCUCAAAAAAGAGGCCGCUACGAAGAGGAGGACGAUCUGGAUGGAGACAGUCUUUCCCCUCGCAAAACACCACGCAGUUACCCCGUCAUCCCUGUCCCAAGCAAAAGCUUUGGCAUGUUGCAGAAGUUCCCUCCCACGUCUCUCUUCCCUUCGCCGUACUCCUUCCCAGCAUUUGGCCUCUGUCAGCAGAAAAAAGAUGACAGUGAUGUUACAGGUGGGCAGAAAGGAGCAGGGUUAUCAGGUCUUUUGUGGCCUGGCCGCAAAGACACAUUUUAUCCCCCUCUCUGCAUGUUUUGGCCACCACGAGCGGCAGGAGGAAUCCCUGUCCCCACCUACCUCCAGCCUCAGCCCAGUGCCCUGUCCUCCUUGGCAGACAGCUCCUCUCUCAGGCAGGCCUUUUUGGAUCUUUCAGACCCAACCCAGCCUGGAACUGGCAACAGUGGAAACAGUGUUGGCACAACCAUGGCUCCCAACAGGGAGACUACAACACCCAGAUCUGGGUUGUUUGACCAGGAUUGUACCGCAGUUAUCUCUGACCUUCGCCCCGUGGGUUCAGAAGGCUGGCUCAAACUCCUGGACACCCCAAACCUCCAAUCCCGGAAGUCUAGCUACAGCUCAGCCUUCCGUCCUGUCAUUAAGGAUGCUGAGAGCAUCGCCAAGCUCCAUAGCAAUGCUGGAGGAGUCACUGGGAUAACAGACGAAGAAUUCGGGGUUGUGGUUACCAGUACAGAUCGCCACCAACAACUGUCACCCAGCAGCAGCUGUAGUUACGGAAGUGAAAGUGGAGUUGAUGGAGGGGAAGAGGGAGUGGAGAGUGAGGAGGAGGGGGAGGUUGAUGUGGAGUCAUCAAAGCAGGAUGAAGACGAUGAGGACGGGAGUUGCACAAACAGGCCUCCACAAACUAAAACCAAUCUGUACCUCCCUGUAGUAAGCAACAAUCCUGGUGCGGAAAGGGGGAAGGAGAGGGGAAGUGGCGCUGUGUAUCCCAGCAACUCCCCUUCCUCCUCCUUGGACCCCAUCCAGCAAGAGUCCCUUAGCCCGCCUGCUUCCCCUCCUGCUGGCCUGCCUCUCUCCAGCUCCACCCCUCCUAACAGAGAGGACCCAUCUUACAAAAACGUUCCCAAAAAUAGAGAUGAAGGACUUCCUGUGUACGCAGCCAAAGACAACUCAAGCCUUUCUGAUGAAAACAAGGAGCAGAAUAGUUUCUUUGUACAAGAGAGUGAUACAUUGGCACCGGACUAUUGGAGGGAAACAGCAGGGGAUAGAAACCAAGGUGCUUCCCCGCCUGUUCAACUAAAGAAGGAUUUUGAAAGCAUGGAGAAAGAGGAGCUUCAGAAGGUUCUGCUGGAGCAGAUCGACUUCAGGAGGAGACUUGAGCAAGAGUUUCAGGCUCUGAAGGGCACAUCUCCAUUUCCCGUCUUCCAUAAUUUCCAAGAUCAGAUGAAACGAGAGCUUGCCUACAGAGAAGAGAUGGUCCAACAAUUACAGAUGAUACCCUACGCAAACAUAAUCAGAAAAGAAAAGAUCAGCUCCCAUCUCAACAAGUAAAUAAAGGCCGUAGAGUCAGUAGAGUCCCAUGUAAAAGACAACACUGCCUGGAUUUCCAUGAAUGACCGAAGAAUACAAAAAAACUCAUGGAAACUGAUGAAAAAAUACUGACAUAAUCAGACAGGCAUCUGGCACUAUACAGUAAUGAUCUACAUUUCUUAACUUAUCCUGGGACCCAACCUCUGUUAAAAGCCCUACAUUUAAACUCUGUGUGAUGAGGACACAUUUGGACUACAAUGACAGAAAUUUUAUACUUGUUUCCAUUUUCCCUAAACUGGAGACACGUAUUGACUCCAACUCUUUCUUCAUUGCUGUGCUGGCAGUCCGACGUCAAACUUAACCAAAAUAGGAACAAAGAAAGCAAACACAACUUUUUUUGUGUGAAUAUCAGAGCUGUAAGCUACCGCCAGGAAACAGUUGUAGACUUUGUCACAAAACUCUGAACUUUACAAACUCCUUAAAGGUGAGAAACAACAAGAGAUUCAUAAAUAACUUAAAAGCUGUGUUAUUAGCCAAGACUCUGGCCACUGCUGAACAAAAUGUACAUACGCCAAACUAAUGAACUUCACAUGAUAAUUGUUGCUCUUGUUAUCAUUGUUGUUACCAAGGUUUCACCGAACUGGACCCUAAAAAGAAACAAAACAUUUGUUAACAGGCAUCAGUUGAUCCCAAAGGGAUUCUCCUCUAUUAUGUAGUUUGGUUUGUUGACCAAAACAGACACAAAGGAACACAAAUCAUUUUUACUACUGAUUAUUAAUUAAAAAAAAACUGAAAAGAUCAGUCGUUGGUGGUGACUUAAAGCACCCUAGUGUGGUCCAUUAGAUGACCCUUAGUAAGUAUGCCAGAUGAAGAACAAAACAAAAGGGAAAAGUCAUGAUUUUUGUUUUAAAGAUGCAGUACUUGAACAGGAUGUUAUCACAGAUUUUUCUUAAAUGUUUUAUGCAAAAUUAGCACUAGCAGAUCAGUUACUCAAAGUUUAGAGCAAAAACCUAAAAUACAGUAUUACAUCGACUGCAUCUAAUUGUACAAUUAUAUGAAAAACCUGGAGAAUUCAAAGCACCCCCACACCCACCCAGAUUGUCAACAUACAGGCAUUGCCUACCCAGAAGAAGGGUAGUCAUGCCUUCAGCUGAAUGUGGUUUGGAUGUCAUCAGAUGGUAUAUAGUGCAAACAACGUUUUAAACCCCGUCCUUCAUACUAGUUUGCUCUAAGUGUGUUUGGGAUGUGGGAAGCAAAAGACAGAAGUUUUGGAGUUUGCUAGUUUGCUGCAAACCUACUUGUAAAUGAUUUUACCUGACUGUAUAAAAUAUCAUAUGUGAGAAUACUGAACCUUAUGAUCAGAUUAUAUAUGUGUUUGUUUGUUUGUUUGUUUUUUUGCUCAUUCAUUUGUUUAUUUAUUAAAGGAUCAUUCCCAUGACCCCGAUUAUGAAAAAAUAUUAUAAUGUUAAAACAAAACCAACCUGACAUGAUGAUGAUGAUGAUGAUGAUGAUGGAGAUGAUGAUGAUAGUGCAACAAGCAUAUAUCAAAAGAAUACAUUUAAAUGGCUGAAUGGAUGAAGACAAAUGUUAUCAUUGUUAACUGUUGAUGCAGAUGUAUUGGAAAAUGUUCCUGUAGUUUCUCUACUAUUUAUGGUAUAUUAAAAGUCUAUACAACAGCCGGAAUGUGGAUUCAUACCAAGG